AUGACCGAGGAGGCUCCUGCCGUCUCUGCUCCGGCGGCCGCCCCCGCGGCGAGCAAGGCGCCGGCCAAGAAAGCCAAGAAGGCGGCGAGCGCCGCCAAGCCCCGCAAGAAGGCGUCCGGGCCCAGCGUGACGGAGCUGCUGGUGCAGGCGGUGUCGGCCUCCAAGGAGCGCAGCGGGGUGUCGCUGGCCGCCCUCAAGAAGGCGCUGGCGGCCGGCGGCUACGACGUGGAGAAGAACAACAGCCGCAUCAAGCUGGGCCUGAAGAGCCUGGUCAGCAAGGGCACCCUGUUGCAGACCAAAGGCACGGGCGCCUCGGGCUCCUUCAAGCUCAACAAGAAGCCGGCGGCCGAGCCCAAGGCCAAGAGCAAGAGGCCUCCCCCGGCGCCCAAGAGCAAGAAGCCCGCGGCCAAGAAGCCGAAGAAGCCCGCGGCCUCCGCGAGCGUCAAGAAAGCCGUCAAGAAGCCGGCGGCGUCCGCGGCCAAGAGAGCCGCCAAGAGCCCCGCCAAGGCCAAGGCGGCCAAGCCCAAGAGAGCGGCCAAGAGCCCGGCCAAGAAGGCGGUCAAGGCGAAGGCCAAGCCCAAGACCCCCAAAGCCAAGACGGCCAAGCCCAAGAAGGCGGCGCCCAAGAAGAAGUGA
This is a messenger RNA of Gekko japonicus, 636 nucleotides long. Its product is annotated as histone H1-like. The coding region runs from base 1 to 636 and encodes 211 amino acids. Gene Ontology annotation, molecular function: DNA binding; structural constituent of chromatin. The record is from RefSeq and is a predicted model, not a curated record. NCBI's taxonomy places the organism in Eukaryota, Metazoa, Chordata, Lepidosauria, Squamata, Gekkonidae. The transcript has a single exon. Gene Ontology annotation, cellular component: nucleosome. Gene Ontology annotation, biological process: nucleosome assembly.